AUUGUUUACAUUUUUCGUGUCGCCAGGUUCGCGCUGUUUCAUGUCGCCGGUAAUCUCUAGCUUUUAUUUAAAUGAAUGACAGCCGGAAUGACAGGGUCAGAAUGGACCCCCCAAAGACUGCAUCAUUGCCCUGCAUGAUCACUGAACAUGAAGGGUUUUAUGGCACCAUCAAGAACUUCACCCAAGAUUUUGUGGUCAUUGAAAUAGACAUGAAGGGGCAGCGUGUGAAUAAAGAAUGUACUGUAGUUGCACCUACGAAGUUGGAUACCUCUGAAAAUGUAAAGGGUUCGCACAAAGACAGUGUGAUAGGAGAACUCCCAAGUGAUAAAACAUGCUCAAAUGAAACAGCAGGUGGUACGAGCAGUGCCAAAAAUAAUGAAGCAGACAAUGAGUACUUUGACCUCAAUGUGAUACUGGGCAGUUCGGUAAACAAGGCUUUAGAACACUUUAUCCUUAAAAUUCCGGAAUGUAGUAAAGAGCAACCGAAAAUGGAAAUGUCAAUUGGAAGCUUCCCGGACAAAAUUCAGCGUGCCAGCGUACACAGGUCAGUGAGGUACAACUACCCUUUUCUUAUGACCAUCACCAACCAGACAGAGAUCCUAGUGAAAGAGGACAAAGACUUUAAAGAUUUUUUGAAUCUGGUGUCUGAGGAGGAAGCGGAGGAUUUCUUCAGGUUUAAAGAUGCAAAAGUUCUUGGCUCUACCUUUACCUUCUUACCUGAUGCCAACAAGGAGCACCGGACUUCUGUUCACCAUUUUAUUAGCAGCAGAUUUGGGAAGCUGGUGGAGACCAAAAGCUUUACAGCCCAGGGUGGGACCUGCAUUACUGUAAGACUGAGGGAGAGAGGAAGACCAGCCAAGAAGAGGCCUCUAGAAGAUUGUGAGGAUCAGGUGAAUUCCUACACAGCUUUUACACUUAGGAAAGAAAACCUUGAGACACUUGAAGCCAUAAGCUACAUUGCAGCAGUUCUUGGAGUUCUUCCAUCUGAUUUUUCUUAUGCUGGCAUCAAAGACAAACGUGCCAUCACCUACCAGUCUAUGGCUAUGAAAAAGAUUUCCCCGGACCGUUUGUUGGAGAAGGUCUUCAAGUUUGAAAAGAGGGGAAUUCAACUGUCUAAUAUCCAUCCAGUGUCUGAACCCCUUCGACUUGGAGGGCUGAAGGGAAACCACUUUGACCUUGUUAUUCGGAACCUUAAGCCCCAUAACAAGAGUAACACAACAGACCUAAAAAUGCUGGUAAAAGAUGCUGUGGAUAAUGUAAAGGCUCUGGGCUUUGUAAAUUAUUAUGGACCUCAGAGGUUUGGAAAUAGCAAAAGCAUUCAAGCUGACCAAGUUGGACUUGCACUACUAAAGGAAGAUAUGGGUACCGCUCUUAAGUUGUUUUUAAACCCAGAGACUGGUGAUGACCUCCAAAAUAAAGCCAAGCAACAUUUCCGUCAAACAGGAAAUGCAAAAGAAAGCCUUGCCCUUAUGCCUCCAUAUAAAGCCAGAGAGAGGCUAAUGCUGCGAGCUUUGCACCGCUACGGUAGUGGCCCAGAAGGCUGCAGUUGUGCUUGGCUAAGCCUGCCCCACAGCAUGCGGGUCUUCUAUGUCCAUGCCUACUGCAGCCGUGUGUGGAACGAGGCAGCCAGCUUUAGAUUGGAGACACUGGGACUGAAGCCUGCACAGGGAGACCUGGUCUGGACUAGGGGAGCUAGUCAAAAACAAGAAGAAUGUCAUGGAUUAGUGGUCCAUGUUGUAACCUCUGCAGAGGAGUGUGAGGGUGUGUUUUCACUAGAUCAGGUAGUGCUGCCAUCACCAGGCAACAGUGUGAAGUACCCAGAAAAUCUGCUCGGUAAGUGGUAUCAAGACCGAUUGGCACAGGAUGGCCUGGACUCAUGCAGAUUCAGAAUUGGCUCACUUAAACUCAACAUCCCUGGGUGUUAUCGUCCUUUAUUGUCAUUUCCCCAUAAUGUAUCCUUUAACCUGCACCCUCAAAAGCCUCCAAGUACUGAGCUGUUAACCCCUGAAUCCAAUUCUGUGCUGGAACUUUCAUUUGACUUGGACUCAUCCUGUUAUGCAACGGUCUGCCUCAGGGAAAUUAUGAAGUGUGACAUAUAGAAACGUAUAGUAUGAUGCAUAGAAACAUUUUACCCUACUAGAUUUGUGUUUUAAUUUAAAGUUAUUUUAGUAAAGCAAAUGACACUGCAAUACCUAACAAUGAGACUCGCUUUUUUUUUCAAUUCGAUAAGCUUUGUGAUUGUUAUUAAUAAGAGUUAAUAAAGUUAAAGUGAUAAUGAAAUGUGCCUGUAAUUUUACAACCCCAAAUCAGAAAAAGUUGAGACAGUAUGGCAAAUGCAAAGAAAAUAAAAAUGCAGUGUUCCUUACA
Molecule: messenger RNA, 2367 nt
Organism: Trichomycterus rosablanca
Lineage: Eukaryota; Metazoa; Chordata; Actinopteri; Siluriformes; Trichomycteridae
Gene: pus7l
Product: pseudouridine synthase 7 like
Exons: 8
Coding region: 72-2099 (675 amino acids)
Biological process (GO): pseudouridine synthesis
Cellular component (GO): nucleus
Molecular function (GO): RNA binding; pseudouridine synthase activity
Source: RefSeq, a predicted model, not a curated record